Messenger RNA from Tribolium castaneum (red flour beetle), 3839 nucleotides. RefSeq names its product breast carcinoma-amplified sequence 3 homolog. The transcript is spliced from 9 exons. The coding region runs from base 259 to 3603 and encodes 1114 amino acids. Gene Ontology annotation, biological process: autophagy; response to starvation. Gene Ontology annotation, molecular function: protein binding. Gene Ontology annotation, cellular component: cytoplasm. NCBI's taxonomy places the organism in Eukaryota, Metazoa, Arthropoda, Insecta, Coleoptera, Tenebrionidae. The record is from RefSeq and is a predicted model, not a curated record.
GCCCGCUACCACUCGACCAAUGUUGUCCAAUCAGCUGAUUUCUGUUGUUGUGACAGUGACAGUUGUGAAGUUCUUUGUACUCUGCUGAUGCAUAUUGAUUUAUAGUGAUUUGAAACCGUCUGAAGCCCUUGUUUGCGACUUUGAUGAUCUUCGGCAGCGAAAUGACGCAGUUUGGGAAAUGAAAUGUUGAUUUGCAUCGAAAACAAGAUGUGAUCAGAUGUUUACCCACACCCUCAAUACUAUUACAGCGACCAAAUUAUGUCUGCUGAAUCACCUCGACGGUCCAGAUCCCAGACGAGAGGGGGGAGUAGCGUCACUGUCGCACCUCAACAAGUCACGGACCCCACGAUUUUGGACAGCGUCGCUGGAUUUAUCAACGAGGUCGUACCGACAGCGUAUAAUGUACCUAACGAAGUUGACGAUAAGAUACAAUGGGCACAUUUUGAACAACUAGACCAGGACGAAGCCACAUGGGGGUCCAUUUACGAUGCUGAUAAUGCCGUUCCACCGCCCCUGAUACUCGUCUUGGGAUACACUACAGGCAUACAGAUUUGGGUGAUUCCAGCAACGGGCGAAGCCACUGAAAUCUUAUCAUUUCGUCAUAGCAUUCUUCGUGUUCUCCGAUUGAUUCCGACUCCGUUCAAAACUGGCGGAGACAAUGUUGAUUUGUUUGCAUCAUCGCGUCCUCUAAUCGCUCUUUGUGACUCUAUUUCAAAUUACAGCACUCUGACUUUUCGGUCACUUAAAGGAGGAGUUGUAGAUCCGGUAAAACAGAUACAGUUUAAAACGUCAAUCUUGAACGUUUUAGCAAAUCGUCAUUCGAUUGUGGUGAGUUUUGCUGAAAAAAUCGCCGUCUUCGAUGCAUUUACUUUGGAGAAUCGUAUCAGUGUGACUACUUGUUAUUUGAGCCCUGGUAUCCAACAGAAUCCUUUAGCUUUAGGUGCAAGAUGGUUGGCGUACGCUGAAAAAAGGCUAAUAGCGAAUAAUCGGAGUGGAGGUGGCAAUGAAGGGGAAGGAGUACAAAGUUAUACCGCUACUGUAUUACAUGCAGCAAAGUCUUUGGGUCGUGGCAUUCGGGAAUUCACCGAAUCAGUGGCUGGAAGUUUAACGGGGAAUCCCAAUUUUAAACCUGGUUCAUCAACGAGUAGCCCCCAAGCCGGAGGAGUAGCCGAUGUGCCCCAAAAAGGCAUCGUUACAAUUCUCGACAUUGAAAACAAGACAAUGAGUCCACAAGAGAAUGUUAUUCCGCAAGAUGCUGUGAUAGCCCAUUUUGUAGCCCACACUGAAGCUAUUGUUUGUUUAUCGUUUGAUCCGAGCGGAAUGUUACUUUUAACAGCCGAUAAACGUGGUCAUGAUUUUCACGUGUUUCGGAUACAACCCCAUCCUGGGGGCCCUGCUUUGGCUGCAGUCCAUCACUUGUAUGUGUUACAUCGUGGUGAUACAUCGGCCAAAGUUCAAGAUAUGUGUUUUUCACCGGAUUCGCGUUGGGUGACUGUAUCUACACUUCGGGGAACUACUCAUGUAUUUCCGGUGACACCUUACGGUGGUCCGAUUAGUGUACGAACACAUGCUACAGCACAUGUUGUUAAUAAGAUGUCAAGGUAUCAACGAUCAGCUGGAUUGACUUUGGAAGGUAGAUCAAGUAGUCCAGUAUCAUUGACUGAAACACCAGUCAAUUCGUUGUUUCCCUAUCGCAAUCCAAGAUUUCCACCUUAUCCACAGCCGACUAUUGUCAAUCCACUUGCUCAAAUCAGACAACCGGUUUAUGUACAAAAUACAACGGGAGCAUUGUCUCAAAGAACCCAUCCUGGAAGACAACGAUUGUCUUCGUCGUCAGAAGAGAAUAUUACUUUGAGGGUUGUAGCGUGUUUUGCCUCACCUAGAGCAUGGAUGGAUGUCUCAAAAGGGGGACCAAGAGAGACUUCGCACAAGCCCCAAAUCAAACCGGUGGAGUCCUUGUUCGUAAUCUCGUGCUACGGAACGUUAAUCCAGUACGAUUUGGAACCACAUCCAUCUUCUUCGCUCCCAAAAGAACGCGUAUGUAACGAUACCCCAAUUGAAUUGAAAGUAUGUGCAAAAGCCCAAUGGUCUCUUCAUCGUCGCCUUCAUACCGCUGACGUUCCCUUACCAUUAUCCGAAGACAACUUAAAUUUUAUAGCUCAAAGCGUGCCUCUUUACAAAAAGACUAAACCCGAUCAUAACGACGAUCAUUGGUUGUCUCAAGUUGAAAUUGUGACACAUCUAGGACCCCAUAGGAGGCUUUGGAUGGGACCCCAAUUUACGUUCAAAACCUAUACCAUCACAAAUGGUACUGUUUUAGAAACGAAAUCAGUUGAUGUGAGACGUUCAAAACCGGUUAAUAUGCCGGUGAGCAAAGCUAAUGCGAUUUUAAUUGAAUCGGGGUCUGCAAGCAGUUGCGAGCAAUUGUUUUUGGACACAUAUCAUAAGGCGUGUGAGGAGGUGGGAAGUGCUGGGGAGACAAGACUUAAAGAGGAUUUGGCAGAUGCCAUGUUAGAAUCGCCAGGAAUUCGAGGAGGAGAUACAGGUGGGCAUUGCGUGAUCGUUUCAAUGAAACCAUCAUCGACAGUUGCCAAAGUCGUGAAUCCGUUAGGCACCGUUGUAACAGUCCAAUCUGAUGAUGAAACAACGCUAGAACAGCAAGUUAUUGAAGAUGCUGUUAUACAUGAAAACUGCGAUGAAGCAUUAUUUAGACCGGUGGUGGCACCAAAAGCCGUUUUUUAUUCAGAAACCAAACCGAAACCUUGUCCUCCAGAUCACAUACUGACCAAAAGUCUCGAAGCCAACACUGAAGUCGCCGUCAAAAUCAUCAAUCAUAAAAGCAACAAUGAAAAAAAUAAUAGACUAUCUUCCAAACAUAUCAAGUCGAGAGAAAGCUCACCUAAAACUAAAACAAUCAAAAAAAGUUGCGGCAAAAUUGAGGAGAAUAAGACCAAAAUCAAGAAGGAAGACAAAGUGCAAGAUGUUUUGGAUUGUGUGUGCGUUGAUUUGCCCCAGUUUGAGGAUGUGCCGAUGAAGAAAAGCCCCGACUCAUCUCUAUUCGAAAGCAUUUUAAAAUUUGAAGAUGCUGAAGAUUGCAGCGAAAAAAUGACAAACGCUUUGAAUAAAACAACCGAUCCGGAAAUAACUUGUUCUUCCGAAGAAGAGAAACUGUCUACACGUAAAGCACGCAAACCUAAAACUAAGCUUGGAGUGAAAAUAACAAAAGAAAAAGAGAAUGCCAGUUUAGUGGAAAUCGAUGUUCCACCAAUAAAAAGGUCUUGGAAUAUUGUGGCGGCCUCAAAACCACCCAAAGAAAAAAUCAUCGAUUUGGAUCUUCCCGAAAUUGAAAGUGUGGAAAGUUUUGCAGUAAAUAAACUUGCGAAAAAAGAGAAUUUGAUUGAUAUUGACGUGGAGGUGAAAAAUGAUGAGUUGUUGAAGAUUGAUAAUAAAUCUUCGGAUGAGAUCGGAUCAUCACCAGAUACGACCGAAAGUGACGAUUCAAGUAAAGUACCACCGAUUGUCGAGGAUGAAAAUCUUGCGCCGGCGCAAAACUCGCAAACGUCGAAAAGUUCUCGGAAAAAGUCAAAGAAAAAACGUAAAUAAUUGGAUUGGAAAUUCCGAAAGUCUCUAAAAUGCUCUCGUAAUUGUUAAUUUUUUAGAUGUGUUGGGUCAGGAUACGUUUUUCUAAGUAUUAAAUGUGUUCACCUUAAAUUUUCGACAAAAGUGGUGUAAAAUUGUACAUAAUAAUAAUAAUAAUAAUAAUAAUUUAAGAUAUUGUGAAUCUGUAUUUCAUUACACUAAACAAAAAAUUGGAAAGAAAAAUAAAGAUCUCAUGUGGA